UGGGCCAGCGAACCGGAGCAGGCGAAACAUCCGCCCGGAAGGCCACUUGAAGGCACUUCCGCCCUUUCUUAACAUGGCGCCGGCGGAAGGGGCGGGGUAGGGCCAGGCGAUAAUGGCGGCGUCGAGGCUGGAGCUGAACCUGGUGCGGCUGCUAUCCCGCUGCGAGGCGAUGGCAGCGGAGAAACGGGACCCGGACGAGUGGCGCCUGGAGAAGUACGUGGGAGCCCUGGAGGACAUGUUGCAGGCCCUGAAGGUCCACGCGAGCAAACCGGCCUCUGAGGUGAUCAAUGAAUAUUCCUGGAAGGUGGAUUUUCUGAAGGGGAUGCUGCAAGCCGAGAAGCUGACCUCCUCCUCAGAGAAAGCACUGGCCAACCAGUUCCUGGCCCCUGGCCGUGUGCCAACCACAGCCAGAGAGCGAGUGCCCGCCACAAAGACAGUGCAUCUGCAGUCACGGGCGCGGUACACCAGCGAGAUGCGGAGUGAGCUACUAGGCACGGACUCUGCAGAGCCUGAGAUGGACGUGAGGAAGAGAACCGGAGUGGCAGCGUCCCAGCCAGUGAGUGAGAAGCAGUCGGCAGCUGAGCUAGACCUCGUCCUGCAGCGACAUCAGAAUCUCCAGGAAAAGCUGGCAGAAGAGAUGCUAGGACUGGCCCGGAGCCUCAAGACCAAUACGCUGGCCGCCCAGAGUGUCAUCAAGAAGGACAACCAGACCCUGUCACACUCACUGAAAAUGGCAGACCAGAACCUGGAGAAGCUGAAGACGGAGUCAGAGCGGCUGGAGCAGCACACGCAGAAGUCAGUCAACUGGCUGCUCUGGGCCAUGCUCAUUAUCGUCUGCUUCAUCUUCAUUAGUAUGAUCCUCUUCAUUCGAAUCAUGCCCAAACUCAAAUAAAGACCCCCGCCCACCUU
Messenger RNA from Rhinopithecus roxellana (golden snub-nosed monkey), 909 nucleotides. It is a transcript of the gene USE1, whose product is annotated as unconventional SNARE in the ER 1. Lineage: Eukaryota; Metazoa; Chordata; Mammalia; Primates; Cercopithecidae. The transcript has 8 exons. Bases 113 to 892 code for a protein of 259 amino acids. Gene Ontology annotation, cellular component: SNARE complex; endoplasmic reticulum. Gene Ontology annotation, biological process: retrograde vesicle-mediated transport, Golgi to endoplasmic reticulum. The record is from RefSeq and is a predicted model, not a curated record. Gene Ontology annotation, molecular function: SNAP receptor activity.